Manis pentadactyla (Chinese pangolin) is the source of this 4698-nucleotide messenger RNA. It is a transcript of the gene GOSR1, whose product is annotated as golgi SNAP receptor complex member 1. The record is from RefSeq and is a predicted model, not a curated record. The transcript has 9 exons. Gene Ontology annotation, biological process: endoplasmic reticulum to Golgi vesicle-mediated transport; vesicle fusion. Gene Ontology annotation, cellular component: Golgi membrane; Golgi medial cisterna; cis-Golgi network. Bases 121 to 873 code for a protein of 250 amino acids. Gene Ontology annotation, molecular function: SNAP receptor activity. NCBI's taxonomy places the organism in Eukaryota, Metazoa, Chordata, Mammalia, Pholidota, Manidae.
UGUUUGCGGAAGCUCACGUAUCCCAUCGGCCCUGGCGCCAGAGCGGAAGAAGGCGCGGAGGGGACCGUCUGGCUCGCGUCGCCUCUACUUUCCUGUCCCUACUGACGUCGGACAACAAAAAUGGCGGCAGGAACCAGCAAUUACUGGGAAGAUCUCAGGAAACAGGCUCGACAGCUGGAAAAUGAACUUGACCUGAAACUAGUUUCCUUCAGUAAACUGUGUACAAGUUACAGUCACAGCAACGUCCGAGAUGGAAGACGCGACAGGUAUAGCUCUGACACAACGCCCCUUUUAAAUGGAUCAAGCCAAGACAGAAUGUUUGAAACAAUGGCAAUUGAGAUUGAACAGCUAUUGGCAAGGCUUACAGGAGUAAAUGAUAAAAUGGCAGAAUAUACCAACAGUGCAGGUGUCCCCUCCUUGAAUGCAGCACUGAUGCACACAUUACAGCGACAUAGAGACAUAUUGCAGGAUUAUACACAUGAAUUCCAUAAAACCAAAGCAAACUUUAUGGCAAUACGGGAAAGGGAGAAUCUCUUGGGAUCUGUACGAAAGGAUAUUGAGUCAUAUAAAAGUGGGUCUGGAGUAAACAACAGAAGAACCGAACUGUUUUUGAAAGAACAUGACCACCUUCGAAACUCAGAUCGUCUGAUAGAUGAGACAAUAAGCAUUGCUAUGGCAACAAAAGAAAAUAUGACUUCACAGAGAGGAAUGUUGAAGUCAAUUCAGAGCAAAAUGAAUACUUUGGCCAACCGUUUUCCUGCUGUGAACAGCCUGAUCCAGCGGAUCAACCUUAGGAAGCGGCGAGACUCGCUCAUCCUGGGUGGUGUUAUUGGUGUUUGUACCAUCCUAUUGCUGCUGUAUGCUUUCCAUUGAUGGAGCAGCUCCAGGGACUCUUGACAACUACCACUUAUCAUGCCCUGAUCUGGAAUAAAGAAAAAUAGGAAGGAGAUGUCCACUGUCCUGAUAAUUAGCCGGACCAACAGGAUUAAUUCAAGACUGAUAGUGAUGGACUCUGUGACAUGGUCAGGUUGAGCUGAAGCCAGUUUUCUGGGCUACCUUUUCUAACACACAUUUCCUUGUUUUUAGUUUUCCGUUGCUUUUGUCUCCCCAGGAGGUAAGUGAACCAAUCAGAACAGAGUCUGUGCUUCAGCGAUAGUGUUGAAGGCUGAUGACAAGCCAGGUCUUACAACUGGACUCUUUAGAAAACCAAGUUUCUCUGUAUCCAAAGACUGCUUUCCUUUCAGCCACCAGACUGGAUUGUGAAUAAAAAUAGCUCCUGUCCUUUUAUUUUACACCCAUGAUGAGAAAUCACAAGUUGUUUCUAUAUCAUCUAUGCUGUAAAUUUCUACUAUGUCUCCAACUCUUUUGGUAUUCAAGGAAAAUUACAUUUUUCACACAUUCUUUGAGAUGCUGACAGGUAACUUCACCAUGGUUGAGGUUGUCAGAAACACAAAACAAAUACAACAUAAAACCUUUGCCUUUUUCUUUACUUUUUUAAAUUGUGUGCUCACUGGAGCUAAUUGUAUACUGGGGAAACAUCAAGAAUGACAGGGUUUUUUUUAGUUAGUUACUGGUUUUGAUUUUUUGGUUUAUUUCUUCUAUUGGAUUAACAUUUGCUGCUAGAGGAGAAUGAAAUUUCAGUUCUGCCAUGAAAAAAGAUACGACUAGCCACUGUCUAUCGGUGCCCUCAAGUGGAUUAACACUGGUAGCUGAGUUAAGGGGACUGUUGAUUUUCAGUGAGAUCUAUUCAACAAGGCUCAUGUACAAACACACUGAUGGAGGGGUCACCAUCCAAAUAAUUCCAUUUGUAAAUACGCCAUGAUUGAUGAGCAAAAGUUUAAGAACUACUGCCUGGUGUACCAGGAAUUCUGUGUUCUGUGAAAACCUAGUCAUUCUUAAUCUGUUAGGCUCUUCUGAACAUCCAGAGAAUGGCUUUACUCUUGAAGGUGCAUUAGACAGAGUCUGUCUCUGUCUGUACCUGUCUUCUAUUACUGUCCUCAGACAGUGACAGAAUUUUAAACCAACCACCAGAAUUCAAGUUCACCAUUUCUCAGAGUCUGUAAGUUCAUUACUUGUCUAACUGAACUACCACAAAUAGUUUGAAGACUUCCGACACCUGUACCCCUCACCAAGAAAGCAAGCUGCUCUUCACCAUUGGAAUUUACUAUGUUAUUUAUAGUAUUGACUUCAGACUAUGUGUCACAGGGAAUGGAAGGAUCCUAGAUGUCAUUUUUAACUACAUCACAAGUGUGUCAUGGUGACGUUGAGAUGAACUUGAUGAACAACUAAUGGGUAGGCUAAUAAUACCCAGUCUGACUAGAAACAGGUUUUUCAUGCUGGUGUCAAAAAGUUUUAUUAUGUCUGGGUAUGAAGGGCAUUUGAUGUAUUUUUUUGAAUAUGGGGUUUAUUUUUCUAAUAUGGGUUGAUUGAUCAGUGAGCUGAUUGGGAUGCCCUUAAAAGAAAGUUUAAGUUUUCCCAAUGUGAACCUUAAAAGAUCAGAGAACUUCAUUUAUUAAAUUCUCUGUUGGGAGAGCAAAACUUCUCUCCCCUGACACUUUAUUAUCUUUGAUUUUUCAAAGGGCCUUGAUUGGUGGUUGUGCCUCAGCUAGAAUUUAUGGGACUUUGGUUACUACAUAGUUGGCAUUUAUAAAAUCUGAAGUUAUCAGAAUAAAGUUAUUUAUUUAAUUACACUGCCAGUCUUUUUUAUUGGUCUGAUUAUUUGGUGCAUUUGUUAAAGCUGAUUGUGUGAGAGUAAAACCCGAGCUAAUCUUGCUUGCUGCAAGUAAGCAAACACUUUGGAUGGCUGAUGAGCCCUUCCAUUAGGGUUAUGUUUAAAUGAAAUAAUAGAAUUGUGUUGGUGAUUUUCUUUAUGAAAAUAAAGAAACUAGUUCUUCCAAGAAAGUUGAAAAAGCUUGUGUAGGUGUCAGUGUCAGGUAGGUCUGACUAACCUCCCAGUGCCGUAGCCCAUAGUGAGGUGACCCAGGGCCAAACAUUUAGAACAGUGCUCCUUGUUUCCUCUUACGGUUCCUCGUGUGCAGAGAGAAACCCUAGAGUGAAGAAGUACAAGUGUGCCAUUUACAGGUAGAGGCUCAGUAUGGACCCCAUGGUAGCUGACUUGAAUUCUUUCAGUUUCACAUCAUUUAACUUUAAAAAAAAAAUCUUGAUUUUCUCCCUUUUUGCUGUCUUUACAGAUGAGUUGCUAGGUUCAGGGGCCAACAGUAAAUUUCUUGUUAGAGCCGGUCAGAGCUGGAAAGUUCCAGAGAAGAACUUGCUGUUCCUGGUCCUAAAUUUUGCUUCUUUAGGGAAGUUAUUCUCUCUCAGCCAUUGUCUUAGAGUGGAUCUUUCCUUACGGCAAAGAAAGCACUCAGAACUUCUUCCCAUUUCACUAAAACGUGAAAAAUAUGGCAACAAAAAGGGCAGAAAAUUCCAAAAGUAUGCUUCUGAGAUUUUGUUUUAAUGUGUGUUGAUAACUUUAAAAUGUUUAAUAAAUCUGUUACUCAAGUUCAAGCCCAGAUAUCCAGAUACUUUAGUUGAUCUGUCCUGGCUAUCUCUGCAUUCUUACUAUUAAUGAUGCAGAAGGAUUCCCUGUAACCCACAUUGCUCACUCUUGAUUUUCCUAAUGUUAGAAAAGAACUUAUCUUUUCCUCUCUUCCUCUCUCCUUUGUACCAAAAUUCACUUUUACAGAGAAUGCUUUUUUCCAUACUGGCCAGUACUCAGACCAGCAUGGGAAUGAAAACAUGAGUAGAGACAGGUGAUAAGAGGAGACCGUGAGGGCACUUUUUGUUCCUGGAAUCAAAUGCUAUUUACUUUAGUUCUUUCCUGCUCUAUGCUGAAUGUAUCUGAGUAGGAAAAUACUGAGUCUUGAUGCAAUGACUUGGCUUCUAUGGAAUUGAGUCACCUUGAACUUGCAUUCCCACCAUUAAUUUUCUUUUCCAUUGUCAGUAAUGUCAACCCGAUGAAAGGACUUUAUGGAACUGAACUAACCUUUUCUGUUUUCUAAUACCUCAUGUUUGAUUAGCCAGUUACGAUUUCUUGGAAAUUGACUGACAAGAGUUUUCUAAUUUGCUGUAUUAGGCUGUUGAGGAUAAAUGGCCAUGUCUAGUGUUACACUGAAUUUUGUGGCAAAUGUAAAAAACAAAAUGGGCUCUACUCGGAAAAUCAAGAUGAUUGUGUUCCAUUCUCCUUUUGGGGUAGGGGUUGUUUAACCUGAUCUCCAAAAUGGUGUAGAGCUUUUUAUCAUGGUCUUUAUAAACUAAUCUUUUUAUUCCUUUAUAAAACUGCAUACCCUGAAGUUUUAUAGAGGAAAAAAAAAUGAGGAAGAAACAGGUGACUCUUAAGGAUGUUUAUUGGAUAAGAGAGGCUGAGACAAAACGGAGCCAUGUCUUGAGGGAUCUUAUUUUCUUUGUACCUAAGGUCUCAUUUUGGUAUCAAAGUAUUUGCAUCUGUUUCCAUCCUGUUAGGUCUUAGACGGAGGGAAAUCAAUUCCAGUCACACUUGACCAUGAUGGAAGAUGUUUCCCUCAUGAAAAAUGCCAACACGAUUUUUAAAAAUCUAUUCCAAAUGCACUUUCCAAUUGUUUGCUUUUAAAAUGCCUUCUUGGGACCAGUUUUAUUGUUUUUGUUCUCAUCUAAAUGUUCAUUUUCUGACUGUAUAGGAGAAGCUUUGUUAUGUAAUUUAAUAAUAAAUUAGAAAUCUAA